Messenger RNA from Eremomyces bilateralis CBS 781.70, 798 nucleotides. RefSeq lists its product as uncharacterized. The record is from RefSeq and is a predicted model, not a curated record. Lineage: Eukaryota; Fungi; Ascomycota; Dothideomycetes; Eremomycetales; Eremomycetaceae. The annotation marks the transcript as partial. The transcript is spliced from 2 exons.
CGAAAAGACGAGACAAAGGUUCCCCUGCUAUUAGGAGUCCAGACGACCCUACUGGUUAUCGCUCUUAUUUUGUAUAUUUGCCGCAUGGUCUCCAGGUUGCGACCAACUUUCAACCUCCACUGGGAUGAUUAUCUGAUCACCAUCGCGGUGGCCCUGGUUAUAUCAAGCUAUGGAAUUACCGUCCACAACAUCACCCUUGGAUAUGGACGACAUAUCGAAAUCCUCAAGCCCACUGAUGCGUCCCUAUACACCAAGAUGGUGUUCGUCAAUCAGAUCCUUUGGCAAUGGGGAGUGACGUUCAUCAAGCUCUCCGUUGCAGCAAUGCUGCUUAGGAUCCAAAGGGAUACUCUAUGGAGAGUCGGCAUGGGUGCGUGCAUUGUGUACCUCCUCGUCUCUGCCGUCGUCACGAUGACCUUACAGGUGACUGAGUGCAAACCAAUUGAGUUCUAUUGGAACAAAAAGACCAUCCAAGGAACUUGCCGGCCUCAACACGUCGUCUGGAACUCGGUCUUGGCGACGUCGAUUACCUUUAUAUUCUCUGACGUCCUAUUUGCGCUUCUCCCUCUCACCUUCAUCUUCUCACUUACCCGCCCUCUACGAGAAAAGUUAGUCCUCGCCUUUCUCAUGGGACUAGGGCUACUCUGCACGGUUGCUGGUAUCCGGAAGCUGUUCUACGUCUCGCAGGUCCACAAACAGAAUGAUGCGACAUGGGAUACGGUCGAGAUGGGACUGUGGGGUUUUACCGAAUCAUAUAUCGGCAUCAUGGCCGCGUGUAUCCCCUGCCUUCGUGCGAUGUUC